CACACUGAUGACGUCGCAGAGAAGGCGUGAUAUGUGUUGACAGACGUGCGCCUCGCCAAUCAGCUUCCGCCCUUAAUAGCAGAACAGGAAGUGGCCAUUGUUGUACUCUGUACUCAGCUGAGCCGAAAGAAGAAGGAGGAAGAGGAAUCUGGGCUGGUGUUCGCGUAGUUGAUGUGGAUGUGAAACAGAUUCGGUGUUUGUUCAGAGAUUUCUGAGAUCUGACUCUUGUAGCUCUCAGACUGAUUCUGUCUGAAGUCCCGCAGAAGACACACAGACGCACUGCUCUCGUUGCCUUGGACAGCACACACACACACACACACACACACACACACACACACACACACACACACACACACACACACACACACACUGGUGAUGUCUGCUGAGGCGUCAGGGGGUGGAGUGGGGUCGGACCCCCCGGUGGUGGCGGCGGCGGCGGGCGGUGUGUGUGUGCGCGAGGAGAAGGCGGGCGUGAGUGUGUGUGCGGGCGUGAGUGUGUGUGCGGGGGCGGGGCUGGCCAGCAGCAAGUACGUGAAGCUGAAUGUGGGCGGCGCCCUGCACUACACCACCGUCCAGACGCUGCGCAAGGAGGACGGCCUGCUCAGCAGCAUCACCGCCGGACACGCCCAGGUCACCAUCGACUCCGAGGGCUGGGUGGUGCUGGACCGCUGCGGACGGCACUUUGGGCUGGUUCUGAACUUCCUGCGUGAUGGAACGGUUCCGCUGCCGGACUCCACGCGAGAACUGGAGGAGGUUCUGAAGGAGGCCCAGUUCUACCGGGUCCAGGGCCUCAUCCAGCACUGCCUCACCACUCUGCAGCGGCGGAGUGUGUACGAGGGAAUGUGUCGUAUCCCCAUGAUCACCUCAGCCAAGGAGGAACAGAUGAUGAUAUCCACCUGCAGGAAGCCCGUAGUGAAGCUCCAGAACAACAGAGGAAACAACAAAUACUCUUAUACCAGUAACUCGGACGAUAACCUGCUAAAGAACAUCGAGCUGUUUGAUAAGCUGGGCCUGCGCUUUAACGGCCGCGUGCUGUUCAUGAAGGACGUGCUCGGGGACGAGAUCUGCUGCUGGUCCUUCUACGGCGAGGGACGCAAGAUCGCCGAGGUCUGCUGCACCUCCAUCGUCUACGCCACCGAGAAGAAACAGACCAAAGUGGAGUUUCCUGAAGCGCGGAUCUUUGAAGAGACCCUCAACAUCCUCAUCUAUGAGAAUGGGCGGAGCUCUGGUCCAGGGGGCGUGGCUCUGUUGGAGUCUGGCAUGAGCUCAUCUCCCGGCAACGGCCAAUCAGAGGAGGAGGGGGCGACAGGGGGCGGGGACAGAAGAGUGAGGCGGAUCCACGUCAGACGACACAUCAUGCACGACGAGAGAGGCCACGGGCAACAGACCGUCUACAAGGACUAACACACACACACACACACACACACACACACACACACACACACACACACACACACACACACACACACACACACACACACACACACACACACACACACACACAUCAUGCACGACGAGAGAGGCCACGGGCAACAGACCGUCUACAAGGACUAACACACACACACACACACACAUCAUGCACGACGAGAGAGGCCACGGGCAACAGACCGUCUACAAGGACUAACACACACACACACACACACACACACACCGUGCAAGAGGAGAGAGGCCACGGACAACAGACUACAAGGACUAACACACACACACACACACACAAGUGACAUAGCAACUCCUAAAGUUUGAAUACACACACACACACACACACACACACACACACACACACACACACAAACACCAUCUCCAGUGUUUGUAACCAUGCUGAGCUGGUUGGGAGACACUGCAGGCAACCGAUCUACAGGGACCGGAGGAGCAGGGUGGUAAAGACCUUAAUCGUGUGUGUGUGUGUGUGUGUGUGUGCACGCACUGUGGCGUGGGGUUUAAAGGUGUCUGGGGUGGGGGAUGUUUGUGGGGUCACAUUUCAUUUAAUUUAAACAUUUAUGUGGUCAUGACACGUCAUAUACAAUUAAUUUAUUCUCUUAAUUUAUUGUGCAGAUUUUUUAAGACAAAGUGUAAUUUAUUUGAUGCGUUUUGUGUGUGUGUGUGUGUGUGUGUGUGUGUGUGUGUGUGUGUGUGUGUGUGUGUUUUGUGUGUGUGUGUGUGUGCGUGCGCGUGCGUGCAAUAUGUGUGUGUGAGGUGAAUGGCGACAUGAUUCUCUCAUGCAGCCCUACCAUUGGUUGAAGCUGGUGAUGUCAUGCAAGACUGACAGGAAGUGGCAUGUUGGCUUCUCAAAAGAUGGAGGCUUGUUUCCAUGGUGAUGAAGCCGUGAUUGCCCUUGUCCCUCCCUGGCUAACGCUAACGCUAACCCUCUCAGCUUCCCCAACUGCACAUGCUGCAGCCACUACCCGUCCAGCAGGGGGCGUAGUUCUUUUGUUUAUGUGUUCUUAAAGGUCCAAUAACGUUCCCAAUAAAAGCUUCCUGAACCAC
Molecule: messenger RNA, 2484 nt
Organism: Sardina pilchardus (European sardine)
Lineage: Eukaryota; Metazoa; Chordata; Actinopteri; Clupeiformes; Clupeidae
Gene: kctd13
Product: potassium channel tetramerization domain containing 13
Exons: 7
Coding region: 376-1404 (342 amino acids)
Biological process (GO): negative regulation of Rho protein signal transduction; protein homooligomerization; proteasome-mediated ubiquitin-dependent protein catabolic process
Cellular component (GO): Cul3-RING ubiquitin ligase complex
Molecular function (GO): ubiquitin-protein transferase activity; protein binding
Source: RefSeq, a predicted model, not a curated record